GGCGGCGGCGGCGGCGGCGCGGGGUUCCCUCCUCGUGCCCGGCGUUGAGUCCCCGCUGCCGCCGCGACCGCCACCGCUGCCACCGCGGUCCACCGUGCCCGACUGGCCCCGGGGUGCGCCCUGCACGGGAGGAGGGCGGUGAUGUCGGGCAGUGCGGACUCCUGAGACUCCUGCGUCAGCAGAGCCGUAGGGCCAUGGGUGGCCCUGACCCCUGCCCUCCCCACUCCCCAUCCUUCAGGCUCCUGCUGGCGUCCCUGAGCAUGGGAGGCUGCUGCGCUUGAGUGGCGGUGUCUGGCUGGAGCUGCGCGUCUUUCUCCGUGGCAGGGAGGGCAUCCAUGGCUGCAGCCAACAAGGGCAACAAGCCCAGAGUCCGGAGUAUCCGCUUUGCGGCAGGCCAUGAUGCAGAAGGUUCCCAGAGCCAUGUACACUUUGAUGAGAAGCUGCAUGACUCCGUGGUCAUGGUCACCCAGGAGAGCGACAGCAGCUUUCUGGUCAAGGUUGGCUUCCUGAAGAUCUUGCACAGGUAUGAGAUUACCUUCACUCUGCCCCCGGUGCACAGGCUGAGCAAGGACGUCCGAGAAGCACCUGUCCCUAGCCUACACCUCAAGCUCCUCAGCGUCAUGCCCAUCCCAGAAGGUUACAGCGUCAAGUGUGAAUACUCGGCACACAAAGAGGGAGUCCUCAAGGAGGAGAUGCUGCUAGCCUGUGAAGGUGGCACCGGCACCUGUGUGCGAGUGACAGUGCAAGCGCGAGUCAUGGACCGACACCAUGGCACACCCAUGCUGCUUGAUGGGGUCAAGUGCGUGGGUGCCGAGCUAGAAUACGACUCAGAGCACAGCGACUGGCACGGCUUUGACUGAGGCCUGCGGCCCUGCGCGUCUCAGAGCCCCACAGCCUUAAACCCCACCUCAUCUCCCCGAACGCUGUAUCAUGGUGUGGCUUCCUCACCCCUCCCCGGGGUGGGUGUGGGGUGUCCAGGGGCCUCUCACCUCUGCCUUCAUUGUGCCACCUCCCUGCCUCUCGUGUGUCCUCCUCUCCCACUUCCUCCUCUCUGUGUGCCUCAGUCUCCUGCCGGAAGAAAUGGGUUGAGCCCCCAAGGAGGCUAUCUGAGGAGGGGAGGGGGGGCCUGGGGUGGGUUCUACCCACCCCCCACCCCAAGUCACAGGGGCUCCAGCCAGGGCUUGGGAGAGGAGGGAACUGGCUCUGUGACGUCGUCGUCACUCCCAUUACUGCUGCUGCUGUCUGGCUUUUGCCCUCCCCUGCCCCCUCCCUCUUUCCUACUGCUGUCCACACUGAGUAGGAGGGAGGUGCAGUCCCCAAGCCCUAACCCCCAGAUCUGUGUUACUUGGUUUUUAAAGGACUGGUUGGGAUAAAACCCUAAAGAAAUAAAAGUUUCAGUGGACAUCA
Lynx canadensis (Canada lynx) is the source of this 1407-nucleotide messenger RNA. It is a transcript of the gene ADISSP, whose product is annotated as chromosome A3 C20orf27 homolog. The transcript has 7 exons. NCBI's taxonomy places the organism in Eukaryota, Metazoa, Chordata, Mammalia, Carnivora, Felidae. The coding region runs from base 336 to 860 and encodes 174 amino acids. The record is from RefSeq and is a predicted model, not a curated record.